This is a messenger RNA of Rubroshorea leprosula, 1394 nucleotides long. The record is from the annotation of a GenBank genome assembly. NCBI's taxonomy places the organism in Eukaryota, Viridiplantae, Streptophyta, Magnoliopsida, Malvales, Dipterocarpaceae.
UUAUUUCUCUAUAAGAUUAUUUGUGGGAAACAAAAUGGUAUCUAUUUUGUUAUGAAUGAUUGAUGUUUACUUGAAUUAUAUUACUAAAAAAAUCCUCAUCUAUUCUGUUUUAAUUGUAAAUGCAGUUGGAACACCAAGCAUGCAAGGCCUUUUGUGAGAUGCCUGGAAUCAAUGACAUGUUUGAACCCUUUAAUGAAGAGUUCAUGAAAAUAAAUUCAGAAAGUUUAAAGAAGGGUAUGGCAGAGCAAGAACCAGAGUUGACAGAAUACUUCAAGCAGCCUGAUGAAUAUUUCAUGGUGCGAUUACAUAUGCCUUACUUCCUUCCAAGUUCAAACCAUGCAACUUUUCUUUAUGGUUUUUACCUAAUUUGUUUUAUUUAUCAUUUUGGUUGCAUUAAUUAUGUCAACAUUCAAAUGCGAACCUAAUGGUUUGAUUGAAAGAGGUUUUAGAUAAAUUUAUUUGUUUAUUUAUUUUUUUGGUGUUGAUGGAAAGGGUAUGAACAUUUUGUUUCUAGAAUGCACUCAGUCUCUUUAUCUUUGGAUGAGAUGCUGUACUCUUGGAGGGGAUUUAGCUCUGUUUUGCACUGAUGCUGUUGAUGCUUGGUGUAUACAUUUUGUCUAUGGGAUGUUUGAUAGGUACAUAUAAUGUUUUUAGGUCAUCAAGUAGUUUGCGUGGUUAAAGAGGAAGCUGGAAAGUGUUGCAUGUAUAUGUUUUACAUUGGUGAUUGUGUUCAGUUUCUGUCCUUGUGUAUGGAUGAGAUAAAAAGGUUAUUAGAAUAACAGAUGAUGGGUGUUUGAGGCCAAGCAGCUAGCUCUGGAUUUUUACAGGGUAGUUUGCAGAGUUUCUGUUUACUUUUUUUUUUUUUUUUCUCUUUUUGUUUGGGUGCCUUAGAGGGUUAGUUGCUUGGCAUGUUAGAGAGUUGAACCCUAGGCUUGGCCCCAAAUCAAGGUUUGUUAGUUAGUGGUUACCAACUCAGCCAAGCUCUUGUUGGUGUUCUAUUUACCUUUUGUAAGGUUAAUUUUGUAUAUUGCCAAGAACAAGUUAAUAUAGUUGAAUUUAGUGAUAGUUUUUCUUUGUAAUUAAAGAUUUCUGUUUGAAUUGUAUAUUUGUAGAGUAAAUUCAUUAGAAAAUGGCAAGAACUGUUCAAGAAACUUUUUGAGGAGGGAACUACUGGGAAGUUCAAAGCGGUAUGUUUAAUUUAUUAAAAAAUUAAAAAAUUCUCUCUUUUUUUUUAUAUAUUUUCUCAAUCUAAAUAUAUUCUGAAAGCAUGUCACUGAGCACGUUCAUCUAAAUGUAUUCAGCUAGGUUGUUAGGGGUGGCACUGGAACUAUGUCGCUUAGACAUAGACUAGGUAAAAAUUUCUUUUGUAUAUUAAUUAAAAGUUUUUUAUUUCA